AAAAAAGGGCAGGCCAUGGCACGGGAAGUUGACAAAGCGAGUCCGAGACGUCCAGCAGCCGCAAAGGGGAUAGCGUCAGAUUAAAUAUUGGUAAUCAAGAUGUUCGUCACCCCCAGUCAGAAAUCCCCCCCAGCCGCGGACUUUGUGAUUAGUAGCACGCCGCCUCCCGCAAUAAUUAGCCAUCGAUGCUGCAUCAGCCAUGAAGAAAGAGACAAAAAGCUGCUGAAGAUUCUGUCAUCCGUCCAAUUGUACCCCAUGUUCUGAGUCGUGAGGCUUUCACGAUCCCCCCGCAGCGAUUGUUAAU
Molecule: messenger RNA, 304 nt
Organism: Mollisia scopiformis
Lineage: Eukaryota; Fungi; Ascomycota; Leotiomycetes; Helotiales; Mollisiaceae
Exons: 1
Coding region: 100-264 (54 amino acids)
Source: RefSeq, a predicted model, not a curated record